CCUGCGCCAUGUCUCUCCCCUCCUCCCGCGUCUCGUGUCGGCGGGGCCAUGGCGCUGCAGGUGCUGCGCGGCCUGCCCGGGGCAGCGAAGUCAUCACUGCUGUGCAGCUCUCGGAGGAGCACCAGCUGUAAGACAGGAGGAAGAUCUGAACCUGCUAAGCAGCCACUCAGGAAACCGAGGUUACCAGUGGGUCGAUUUGAUGAGCCGGAGGAGUUCAGUGUAGAGAAGGAACCCCUGGAAAAAUUCCCUGAUGGAAUCAAUCCUGUUACAAAAGAGAGGGGUGGACCGAAAGGCCCUGAACCUACACGUUUUGGAGACUGGGAGCGAAAAGGACGUUGUAUAGAUUUUUAAUGUACAAAUAUGUCUGUAUAGCUAAUAAAACAUUUCUAUUUGUUGAAAAAUAUAAUGUACAGAAAAUCUCACCUGGGUUUGUGGUGAAGCUGCUUGUUUCUGUCAUGCUUGUGAUGAAUUUUCUGAGAGGUGUUAUGUAAAUAAACAUGAUGGUGCAGCUCAACUCUCGGAGCUGUUAUUUGCUCAACGUACACCUGAUCUUUAAUGCUAUUUAUUUACACUAUGCAGGUGUAAAUAGUGAUGUGAAAUUGGUAGUCAGGAGCGUACUAAGAUGUGUAAGGGCUUGGAUUUCUUUAUGUAUUUCAACAUUUAUGUAAUGUCUCAAAAGUGCUGGCAGAGUUUUGCACUUCAUGACCUUAGAUGCUGUUUAUCAGAAGUACAGCCACCUCCGAGGAGAUCAGAACUUGGCUGGUCUCAGCCUUUUGCACAGUGGUUCAUUGGUAAAAGUGCCCUUAGCCAAGAACCGUCCCCUCUGUCUCUGAGAACAAGUUGGGGUUCCUCUUGUUGGUGGAGAGGGGAUGGAAACUCAGUUUUACCUCAUCUGACUGACGGCUGUGAAUGGCAGGAUGGAAACGGAGGCUUAAUUCUGAGAGGAUCAACUUGCGAUGUCGAGUAGUGCAGGGGUGCUCUGUGCUGGUUCAGAGUACAGUGACUAUUUGCCAGUGCUAUUUGCAGUAUCUUUUUCUUGAUGAAUGGAGAUGCCAGUUUGAAAACUAGCUAAAUACUGCUCGGGGAAGGAUACCGUUGCUUUCUGACACCACCUGGUCAAAGGGGACUGAACACAUUAGAAGAUCUCAUAUCGCAGGUCUUAAAACUAAGUUACCUGGCAUUGAACUAGGUAUCUUUCAGUCAGUCUGAGAUCAGUUCUUAAAUCAAGACUUUGCCCAGUUGAAAGUACUGUAGCAGAGUGCAAAUCUCCCACUUGCGUGGGUACUUACUAAUAUGAUCAAGCUGUCAUUAUUAAAAUGUGUGAACAUAC
Messenger RNA from Strigops habroptila (Kakapo), 1330 nucleotides. It is a transcript of the gene SDHAF4, whose product is annotated as succinate dehydrogenase complex assembly factor 4. Gene Ontology annotation, biological process: mitochondrial respiratory chain complex II assembly. Gene Ontology annotation, cellular component: mitochondrion. Lineage: Eukaryota; Metazoa; Chordata; Aves; Psittaciformes; Psittacidae. The record is from RefSeq and is a predicted model, not a curated record. The transcript is spliced from 3 exons. The coding region runs from base 49 to 351 and encodes 100 amino acids.